AUGAAUGCAAAGAGUUUUGGAAGGCUAGACCUUCUGGGGUGCCCAGCUCCCCCAGGCUGCACCAGGCCGGGCCCAGACGAGCGGGGCUCUGGUGGAGUGGCCCGGAAGGUGAAGGCAGAGGCAACCCAGGCCGGGAAACUGCAGACCUCAGCCAAGGGCCCAUUGCCCAAGUCGGCACUGGCCAAGUUCCAGAAGCAAGAGUGUGGGGACCACCUUGGAGUGAACGUCAAGCUGAUGACCAGUGCAGGAAGCACGGUGCCUGAGUUCAUCACCCCACAGACUGCGCCUCAGAACCGGGACCACAACUGGCCAGUGACCAAGAAGAAGAAGGUGGCCGAGGACACUGAGUUCCCUGGGGGAGACUCCCAGAAGGUCCAGCGGGAGCAUUUUGCAGCUAGGCUCCCAGGAGGGCGCAGUGGGAGGGACACUAAGGCCCAGCUGCCUCCUCUGACCUCACAGCCGCUGCUGGCCCUAGGGCCCGGCGAGGCCAUGCACAGGGGCCGGGCUGACUCCAGGGGCCGGGCUGACUCCAGGAAGCUCCGGAGCUGA
This is a messenger RNA of Pteronotus mesoamericanus, 549 nucleotides long. RefSeq names its product active regulator of SIRT1-like. The record is from RefSeq and is a predicted model, not a curated record. Gene Ontology annotation, molecular function: enzyme binding. The transcript has a single exon. Gene Ontology annotation, cellular component: nucleolus. Bases 1 to 549 code for a protein of 182 amino acids. NCBI's taxonomy places the organism in Eukaryota, Metazoa, Chordata, Mammalia, Chiroptera, Mormoopidae.